AUGACGACGGACAAGAUUCGUAAAGACAAGAACCAGAACAUUCAAGUGUUCAUACGACUAAGACCUUUAAACCAACGCGAGCGGGACAUCAAGUCACUUGGCGUUAUUGACGUGGUGAACAACAGAGAAGUGGUUGUGCGCCAGUCCCAGCAGACCUCGCACACCAAGAAAUUUACCUUUGACAGGGCAUUUGCACCGAAUGCCAGUCAGCUCCAAGUAUACCAAGAGGUGGUGAGUCCUCUAAUAGAGGAGGUGCUCAAUGGCUACAACUGCACUGUGUUUGCCUACGGGCAAACUGGCACAGGAAAGACGCACACCAUGGUGGGUGAACAUACCGGCACUGACACUCACUGGCAAAAUGAUCCCCUCGCUGGUAUCAUACCGCGUGCCCUGAGCCAGCUGUUCGACGAGCUCCGACUCACCAACACGGAAUACACGGUCCGGGUGUCGUACUUGGAGCUGUACAAUGAAGAACUGUUCGACCUGCUCGCCGCUUCGGAGGACAACUCCAAGCUGAGGAUAUAUGAAGAUGUUACCAGGAAGGGCUCGAAUAUUGUCAACGGAUUGGAGGAAAUAACUGUCUAUAACAAGAAUGAGGUGUACAAGAUUAUGGCUCAAGGCCAGGAGAGGAAGAGAGUUGCUUCUACGCUCAUGAAUGCUCAGUCAAGCCGCUCUCACACAGUCUUCACGAUAGUGGUCCACAUGAAAGAGAACAGCCCCGAGGGUGAAGAACUUGUGAAGAUCGGGAAACUCAACCUGGUGGACUUGGCUGGUUCGGAGAAUAUUAGCAAGGCUGGCUCCGACAAUCCUGCAAAGAAGGAGAGAGCUCGUGAAUGUGUCAAUAUUAACCAAUCGCUGUUGACACUCGGGAGGGUCAUCACGGCGUUAGUGGAAAGACAUCCUCAUAUACCUUACAGAGAGUCAAAGCUGACUCGUAUUCUUCAAGAAUCGCUCGGAGGUCGAACCAAAACUUCAAUCAUUGCUACCAUUUCACCCGGACAUAAAGACUUGGAGGAGACCAUGAGCACGUUGGAGUAUGCUCACAGAGCCAAGAACAUCCAGAACAAACCAGAAGUGAACCAGAAAAUGACCAAGAAAGCUAUACUGAAGGAGUAUGCUGAAGAAAUUGAUAGAUUAAAGAGGGACUUGCAGGCAUCUAGAGAUAAGAAUGGCGUAUAUCUAGCUAGCGAAACAUACGCUGAAAUGACUAUUAAAGAAGAAGAGCAACGGAAGGAGAUACAGGAACUCUUACUCAAGAAGAAGGCGAUGGAAGACGAGCGAGACCGCAUGGAGGGAGUUUUUGGUGAAAUGAACCAAACGCUUGAGAACAAGAAUAAUGAAUUGAUGACUACUAUGAACCAACUGAAUAAUACGAAGGUGGCGUUGGCUAGCACCAGUCAACAAUUGGUUGUUACAAAAGUGGCGUGCGAGGAACAACAGCAUUUGGUAGAAGUCCACAAGUCGACUGAGCAGACGCUGAGCGGCCAGGCGCGGGAGCUGCUGGCCACGGCUGACGUGGCCACCAAGCACGUCGAGUGCCUUCACCACGUCGUGGACAAGCGCAAGACUGUGGAGUCGACCAACUUAGAGGUAACGAGGACUUACCGCGAGCAGUCUCAUCAACAGCGCGAGGCCGUCACGGCUGGAGUGCUGCAGCUCUGGCAGACUCUCGCACAAGCCCUCUCCACUCUGCACAAUGCCUUAGAAUCGUACACGACGUCCAGUACCCAAACGCAAGAACAAAACAAGCAGCAGUUAGACAAUUUGAUACAGUCCUUUGUGAAGAUCGUUAGUCAGAUGAAGGUUAUAUCGGUGGAGAGCCAGGGCGCGCUGUCGGGCGCGCGCAGCGAGCACUUGGAGCGCGUGGAGGCCGCCUUGGCGCAGCGCGGCUCUCGUGUGGGCGGGGCUCUGCGGGCCCUCGCCCUGGCCGCCGCCGCCGCUCUGCAGCGGGCCGAGGGGCUCGACGUGCACCAUCAUCUCGCUACCUUCGUGCAACAUUGGAUAAGUAAUGUAGCGUGUUGUUUCCCUCAGCACGUCGGAGCCGGCGCGCGCGUGUCGUCAGUGCGUCGCGCGCACGCGGCCCUGUGCGGCGCGGCGGGGGAGGCGCGCGGGCGGCACGCGGCGGCGCAGCGCGCUCAGCGGGAGGGGCGGCGCCAGCGCGUACUGAACAGAGCCGCGCGCCUACAGGCCUGCAUGGCGGAAAUACAAGAAGACUCUGCUCACUUGCAACAAUGUUUAACUGAUUUACUAUCUGAAAUCGAAACUGAAAGGCAAGAUAUGGAGACCCGGCUUGAAGAAAGAAUGGCAGAAGAACGUAGACUGCUAGAAGAACGACUUGCCAGACACGCUGAAAUCGAGAGGAAUGCCUUAGAAGCGAGACUAGCUAAGAAAAUGACAAAACUAGAGGAAUUAAAGAAUGUUCUAGAACAAAAGAAAUAUCGUUAUAAACAGUUACAUGAAAUACAAUUUGAGGCAGAUAAAGAAGAAUUGCAAAUGGCCGAUGAGAAUUUAGAAGAGUGUGUGACUUUUGAAGAGGAUUACAGUAAAUACAUGAAAAAAUAUCAAACGGAGUUUGAGGAAGGUACGGACGCCAUAAGUGUUGACAUGGAAGUGUUCAGUAAGAAUGUUGUGGAGGUUGUGGAGCAUCUCAACAAUCAAGUGCUACAGAUAUUGGACGAGACUAAAACACAAAUAGAGCAACAAGUAAACACCGUAAUCGCCGACGACCUGACCUCGUGUAAGCAGUUCGUACAGCUAGUGGACGAAACGUUAACCAACGUUGUAGACGCUACCAAAAAUAUUAUGGAUGAAUUUAUCAACAAGAUUGAGACAAGCAACAAGGCAGCUAUCCAAGACCUUAGCGCUGUAUCCACAUCGACGUCGCAGCUGAUCUGUAUGACGCAGAGCUACCACGCCCAGCACUCUGCCUCCAGCCUCGAGGCUCAGUCCCAGGCGCAGGAGCUUCGGGAACAGCUGAGUGGUGCGGUGGAACGGCUCGCGGAGCUGGAGGCGAGGUACCUCUCGCAGGAGUAUAAGGUGUACUCACCUACUGGUAAAACUCCAGCUCGCUCCGACUACCGGUACCCGCGGAUGCUGGCCUCAACGUCCCCCCACGAGAGAAUACUCGCCCGCUUUAGAGCGAUGAGACAGAACAGUGACGAGGAUGUUAUACUAGUAGAAUCAGAGCCUGACUCCCGUCCCCCGAGCGAUUCGGAGAGCUCCAUAGCAUCAGAAGACUCUUGCGUCUCUGAAACAUAUCCACAGUCUGUGAGAAAGAUAAAAGAAGAGAAUGGUAAAGAAAACAUCCAACGCCCAGUUCCAUACAAGAAACCAUCUAAACUACCCGCACCCACUUCACACAAGAAACCUUUAGAAGAACGGAACAUGAACGGACAAUAA
Messenger RNA from Arctia plantaginis, 3399 nucleotides. NCBI's taxonomy places the organism in Eukaryota, Metazoa, Arthropoda, Insecta, Lepidoptera, Erebidae. The record is from the annotation of a GenBank genome assembly.